Molecule: messenger RNA, 2857 nt
Organism: Sphaeramia orbicularis (orbiculate cardinalfish)
Lineage: Eukaryota; Metazoa; Chordata; Actinopteri; Kurtiformes; Apogonidae
Product: ribonuclease inhibitor-like
Exons: 8
Coding region: 31-2016 (661 amino acids)
Molecular function (GO): protein binding
Source: RefSeq, a predicted model, not a curated record
UGCUGGAUCAGUUCUACAGUUCUGGAGCACAUGUUGACUUCAGACCAGAGAGAAGAGCUGCCCAAGACCCUGACAGACCUGUACUCACACUUCAUCAUGGUCCAGACAAAGAGGAAGAAGAAGUAUGAAAAAGGACAUGAAACAAGUCUAGAAGAGCUGACAAAGGCAGACAUGGAAGUUCUUCUGAAGUUGGGGAGGCUGGCGUUUGAACAACUGGAGAAAAGAAACAUGAUGUUCUACCAAGAAGACCUGGAUCAGUGUGGUCUGGACGUCACAGAGGCCUUGGUGUACUCAGGAGUUUGUACAGAGAUCUUCAAAAGAGAGACUGUGAUCUUCCAGAAAACACUCUACUGCUUUGUUCAUCUGAGUGUUCAGGAGUUUCUGGCUGCAGUCUACAUCUACCACUGUUACACCAGCAACAACACAGAGGUUCUGGAGAGGUUUCUGGGAGACUCACUUUUCACAAACAUUUUCAGGUGUUUCACAGGCAGUGACAGCCUGGAUGUUUUCCUCAGAAAAGUCAUGAAAAAAUCCCUUCAGAGUGAGAACGGACACCUGGAUCUGUUUGUUCGUUUCCUUCAUGGCCUCUGUCUGGAGUCCAACCACAGACUUUUAGGAGGUCUGCUGGGUCCAAAAGAGAACAGACCAGAGAGCAUCGAUAAAGUCAUCAAGAACCUGAAGGAGAUGAACACUGAGGACAUCUGUCCUGACAGAAGCAUCAACAUCUUCCACUGUCUGAUGGAGAUGAAGGACCAAACAGUCCAUCAGGAGAUCCAAGAGUUCAUGAAGUCAGAGAACAGAUCACGGAAGAAACUGUCUGAGAUCCAGUGUUCAGCUCUGGCCUACAUGUUGGAGAUGUCAGAGGAGGUUCUGGAUGAGCUGGAUCUGAAGGAAUACAACACAUCAGAUGAAGGAAGACACAGACUGAUCCCAGCUGUGAGGAACUGCAGAGAGGCCAAACUUUCUCAAUGUGGACUCUCACAGACUCACUGUGAAGUUGUGGCCUCAGCUCUGAAGUCUAAUCCUUCACAUCUGAGAUUUUUGGAUCUGAGUCACAACAACCUACAGGAUUCAGGAGUGAAACUGGCGUCUGGACUGGAGAGUCCAAACUGCAGACUGGAAACUCUGGGGUUGGAGAAAUGCAGUUUGUCAGAGAUCAGCUGUUCUUCUGUGGCCUCAGCUCUGAAGUCCAAUCCAUUCCAUCUGAUAGAACUGGUUCUGGAUAAAAACAACCUCCAGGAUUCAUCAGUGAAGGAGCUGUGUGAUUUCCUGCAGAGUCCACAUUGUAAACUACAGAUACUGGGGUUGAAUAACUGCAGUUUGUCAGAAAUCAGCUGUUCUUCUGUGGCCUCAGCUCUGAAGUCCAAUCCAUUCCAUCUGAUAACACUGGAGCUGAGUGAAAACAACCUCCAGGAUUCAUCAGUGAAGGAGCUGUGUGAUUUCCUGCAGAGUCCACAUUGUAAACUACAGGAUCUGAGGAUGUGGGAAUGCAGUUUGUCAGAGAUCAGCUGUUCUUCUGUGGCCUCAGCUCUGAAGUCCAAUCCUUCACAUCUGAUAAAACUGAAUCUGAGUGGAAACGAGUUGAAGGAUUCAUCAGUGAAGGAGCUGUGUGAUUUCCUGCAGAGUCCACAUUGUGAACUACAGACACUGUGGUUGUGGAAAUGCAGUUUGUCAGAGAUCAGCUGUUCUUCUGUGGCCUCAGCUCUGAAGUCCAAUCCUUCACAUCUGAUUGAACUGAGUCUGAGUGGAAACAAGCUGAAGGAUUCAUCAGUGAAGGAGCUGUGUGAUUUCCUGCAGAGUCCACAUUGUAAACUACAGAUACUGUGGUUGAGGAAAUGCAGUUUGUCCAAAAUCAGCUGUUCUUAUCUGACAGCAGCUCUGAAGUCCAAUCCCUCACAUCUGAUAAAACUCGACUUAAGUUGGAACAACCUGAAGGAUUCAGAUGUUAAAGAACUGGAGGACCUUGUUCAGAGUCCACACUGUAAACUGGAGAAACUGGAAUGGUUGUCACUGUGACCAGGACUGUGUGAGGAUCAGCUGAGUCCAGAUGAUCAACACAUGUUAAAGCAGCAGCACAUCCUCAGUUCAUUCUCCUCCUGUCAGUUCAACAUGGAGCUGCUCAGUUCUUCUCCUCAGUUCUUCUCAGUUCUUCUCCUCAGUUCUUCUCCUCCACACCUCAGUUCUUCUCCUCCUCUCCUCAGUUCUUCUCCUCAGUUCUUCUCCUCCACUCCUCAGUUCUUCUCCUCAGUUCUUCUCCUCCACUCCUCAGUUCUUCUCCUCAGUUCUUCUCCUCCACUCCUCAGUAAAAACACCCACACACUUCGACACCUCAGAACAUUCUGACUUUGAUUUUGUUGGAGUUUGUAUGAUUCAGGUUUUUGUCCAUAUUGGAACAAACAGCUGUUUGUUUCUGUUCAGUAUAAAUACAGGCGCCUUUUUCACUUCAACACUUUCACUUGCACAUGUAGCUUUUGAUGGCACAGCACUUUAAACAAACAUAUUUACACAUAGAAAAUAACUGAACAUGAUUGGUUUUAAAAGUAGUUUAUUGAUGAUUUUAUUGUCUUUCCUUUUCAGUUUUUACAUCCGGUGGCUCUAGCAUUUUAACUGAUGACUGCUUGGCCCUGGAGAAAAAGGGAGACAUAAAUUAGAUCCAAACAGAAGUGAUGCAGUAGAAAUGUAUAAUAUUUCAGUUGAACUUUGUUUAGUGUCUGUGAUCCACAAAGAAAAACAUCAAAAUUAUAAACUGUCUUUGAUAAAACUGUGACAUCAAAUAAAAUAAUAUAAUUCAUUCAAAAACACAUCAGAAUGCAAAACAAUAAUAAAAAUGACAUAAUAUAACAUUUAACAUCUGUGU